UCAUGUUAAUGGGUUUAAAGCGAAGUUUACGAAAAAAAAAAGUAUACCAGAGAGGGAAUUGCUUUGAGGUGUGAAGCGAAGACUACGAUAUCUUUCAUUUUCAUGGCAACGACCUAGUUCCAAAUUGAAGACUUCAAUUGUUUCUUCCUCCAGUUGUUCACAAUUUGAGGAAUUUAAGAAUGGCCGGAACCCUACAGAUGCAAUGUGAAGCCUCCGACAGCCAUAACGAGUCAUUCCAAAGACUAGUGGCAACAAUGAAUGCCGAGUCCCCGUGCUCCUCCCAAGCUACAGACAACAGUAGUACCACUUACCUAAGACCACGUCUCCUCCGCAGGCGCAGGAAAUCCCCAUGUUUUCAGAUGAUGGUGCGUUACGUUGCCAAAGGCUUCUUGACUAAGGAGAGUGACAGACAAUAUUAUGCUGACAGAUAUACUUGCUGUCCCCCUCCGUGGUUCAUACCUAUUAUUACAUUGGCAGAGAUCGGCCUCUUCACGUAUCAUUGUCUGGACGCAGGGGUUAUUUCUGCAAACGGACCAAUACCAGUGGAAAGUGUUCUAAUUUACCGACCAGAUAAAAGAAUUCAGUUAUGGCGAUUUAUCAUGUACACCCUCAUCCACGCAGGAUGGGUUCACUUAUUCUUUAACAUGCUGGUACAGAUCCUGGUAGGUCUUCCCCUGGAGAUGGUGCACGGGUCAGGAAGAGUAAUGAUAGUGUACAUUACAGGAGUGUUAGCAGGGUCCCUGGGUACCUCUGUAUUUGAUACUAAGGCGUACCUCGUGGGGGCCUCAGGGGGAGUGUACUCGUUACUUGCUGCUCAUCUGGCUAACAUCAUGCUGAAUUACUCUGAAAUGGAAUUCGGGCUCAUUAAAUUUGGUGCUGUUUUAAUUAUAGCCAGUGCGGACGUGGGAUUUGCAGUAUGGGACAGGCUGCUGGAGAAAGAUUUACUCCCCCAGGUCAGCUAUACUGCCCACUUAAUGGGGUCCUUAGCAGGACUGACCGUGGGGCUUCUAGUGCUCAAGAACUUUGACCAGAGGCUACACGAACAAUACUUGUGGUGGAUUGCUUUCGCUGUGUAUAUGGGUUGGACAGUUUUCGCUGUAUGCUGGAAUAUCUUUUAUUACUAAUUCCAAGUGAUGUUUCUCUUAG
Molecule: messenger RNA, 1146 nt
Organism: Saccostrea echinata
Lineage: Eukaryota; Metazoa; Mollusca; Bivalvia; Ostreida; Ostreidae
Product: protein rhomboid-like
Exons: 7
Coding region: 180-1124 (314 amino acids)
Cellular component (GO): membrane
Molecular function (GO): serine-type endopeptidase activity
Source: RefSeq, a predicted model, not a curated record